UCCAUGAAAUUUUCAGAUGAAUUCCCCAAUAUCCGUAAUCUAAUCUUAAACAAUCACCUAUUUAUCCAGUUCUGAAAACGGCUAUUGUCUUUAUUGAAAAAUGUGGGUGUUACUGAUAAUUUGUGAAUUUUUCCUGGUCGCAUUCGCUAAGGCAGAUACCUCCUGUCUGCUUAGAGAUUAUGGUGAUAAUAAAAGAGUUUGCGUUUGCAAUUCCGAACAUUGCGAUUAUUAUUUUGUUGAUAUUACACCGGAUAAAGUGGACGUAGUAACCUCAACCCAAGAUGGAGCGAGAUAUAGGAAAACGGUUCAAGAAUUUGAAACCUCAGCAAGUAGCUCAAACCUCAUAAUAAUCAAUAGAAAUAACACAUAUCAGAGUAUCAAUGGAUUUGGAGGAGCCUUGACAGAUUCUGCUGGUAUCAACAUCAUGUCUUUACCCCCAAGAGCCGCUGAUCAUUUGAUGAGGUCCUAUUUCACAGGAAUGGGAUCAAUGUACAGCAUUUGUAGAGUUCCAAUGGGUGGAACAGACUUUUCGACCCACGGUUACUCAUAUAACGAUGGUUCCGAAGACAAAGACUUGGCCAACUUCAAAUUGGCUGAGGAAGAUUUCAAGUACAAGAUACCUCUCAUGAGAAUCGCACGUAAUCUGAGCAUGUACCAAACACAACUCAAGUUCUUCACAUCCACUUGGGUAGCUCCAAAGUGGAUGAAGGAUAACGGAAGAUAUGAAGGAGGCUCCCUCAAAAACGAGCAUUACCAAACAUGGGCCAAAUAUUUCUUGAAAUUUCUGGAGGAGUACAAGAAACAAGGAUUCGAUUUCUGGGGUAUUACUACUGGAAAUGAACCGUUAUUAUCGAAAUUGACGGCAGUCACCAAAAUACCAUCUGUUGGUUGGAAUUCAAGCACUGCUAGUGUUUGGAUAAAGGAUCAUUUAGCACCCACUCUCAGAUCCUCUAAGUUUUCUGAUAUCAAACUGAUGGCUAUAGAUGAUCAGAGAGUAUUCUUUUCUGAUUACUUGACCAAUUUGAUGCAGAAUGAGACGACAAGGAAUUAUGUUGACGGUUUUGCUGUCCACUGGUAUUUAAAUUCGUUUAUUUCUCCUGAAGUUUUAACUGGAGCACAUCAAAGAUUUCCAGAUAAAUUCUUAUUGUCUACGGAAGCCAGUAGUGGUUUCUAUCCUUGGAACAAACACGUUGACUUGGGCUCUUGGGAGAGAGGGGAAAAAUAUGCAAAUGAUAUAAUAGACAACCUCAACAACUGGGUUACUGGCUGGGUGGACUGGAAUAUAGCCUUGGACCUCAAAGGGGGUCCAACUUUCAUAAAGAACUACAUUGAUUCCCCAAUCAUAGUGAACUCCACUGCAGGAGAAUUCUACAAACAACCAAUGUACUACGCUAUAGGCCACUUUUCCAAGUUUAUUCCAGUAGGGUCUGUUAGAAUUGAGGCAGUAUCGAAUUUAAAUUUGCCGAUGGUGGCUUUUACUAGGCCAGGACCAGACAACAAAAUGGUGCUAGUGUUGCUCAACAAGAAUAAAAAUAGUGUAUCUGUUAGUGUGAAGGAUGGUUCUAAAAUCAUUAAUCUGAAUUUGGAGAAGAAAUCCAUCACUACGGUUAUGUACUGACACACAGGAUAUUGAAAAAGAAAAUCUGUAAAUCUAUUCCAAUUGUAAAAAAAAAUCAAUCUGUAAUGAAAUACUUGAAUAUUUGAGUUCUUCUGUUUGUAUCUCAAAGUGAUAGAGUAAAAGACUUCUCAUAGGAAAACAAUUUAUUUAAUUGGACAAUAUACAUAAAACAAUUAAAUUCUAAUAAAUAUGUAUUUUAAAUUAUAAAUAACAUUAUAAAUAAAAAAUGAGAAUUA
This is a messenger RNA of Harmonia axyridis, 1854 nucleotides long. RefSeq names its product putative glucosylceramidase 4. The record is from RefSeq and is a predicted model, not a curated record. Gene Ontology annotation, molecular function: glucosylceramidase activity. Lineage: Eukaryota; Metazoa; Arthropoda; Insecta; Coleoptera; Coccinellidae. The transcript has 9 exons. Gene Ontology annotation, biological process: glucosylceramide catabolic process. Bases 101 to 1618 code for a protein of 505 amino acids.